AAUCGAUAGAAGCCCACACAAAUGCAAUCGAAGGGAGGGCCCAUCUCUAACAAACAGCUGUUUUCAUUUGUUGACAAAAAAUUGUUUUUAACGAAACUUGCGGAAAAAUGCUGACUUCUAUGGUUAAAGAGCAUCAUAAGGAGCAGGUGAAACGAAAACAGGAGCAAGAGGUGCGCAGAAAGGAGGCAAUCGAAGCGUCCAACGAACUCACACAGUCCUUGGUGGACCAUCUGAAUGUGGGUGUGGCGCAGGCAUACUUGAAUCAAAAGCGCUUGGAUGCUGAGGCUAAGCAGCUGCAUGUGGGGGCGACAAACUUUGCCAAGCAGACUCAUCAAUGGCUGCAGUUGAUAGACAACUUCAGCGGUGCCUUAAAAGAGCUGGGCGAUGUAGAGAACUGGGCGCGCAGCAUCGAGGGUGAUAUGCUAGUAAUACAACAGACUCUGGAGGUGGCAUACAAGGCCUCGCGCGCAACCCAAGCAACAGGAGCUCCUGCCGGAGUUGGGUCGGAGGCCUCCACGUCAGCGGCCGCCGCCGCAGCAGCCGUUAAUCCUAAUCCAUAAGCAACAUGAAGACUUGUUUUAAAUCCUUAUUCAUUUAUUUGUUUGCAUAAUAUACAGUCACUCGGAAACUUU
Drosophila obscura is the source of this 632-nucleotide messenger RNA. It is a transcript of the gene Blos1, whose product is annotated as biogenesis of lysosome-related organelles complex 1 subunit 1. The coding region runs from base 108 to 560 and encodes 150 amino acids. The transcript has 2 exons. Gene Ontology annotation, biological process: endosomal transport. Lineage: Eukaryota; Metazoa; Arthropoda; Insecta; Diptera; Drosophilidae. The record is from RefSeq and is a predicted model, not a curated record. Gene Ontology annotation, cellular component: BLOC-1 complex.